CCCCACUGCCUCACGAGAGCUUUGCCUUCCUUCUGUCCAUGGUCUCCUGUCAUCUUCAGCUGUUCAAGACAUUCAUCAUCGUCUGCAGAUGCGCUGAAGAGCAGCCAUCCUAUCUGCCUAAUUCGAAAGCAUUAAGCUUAUAUAUAUUUUUUUUGGUUAUACGCGCGGAAAGAUUUUUUUUUGGUGUCUUCUCAAAAUACCCUUUUACAUUUUUUUCCAGUUUUUUUUUUUUAACUCUGUUUUCCCCUCCUUCUUUUUACCUCGGCGCAUUUUCCGAGUCCCGCCAUAAGGCCUUCCGGCGCCUCAUGACAUAAACCUCGAAUCGUGCAAGGCCGUUGGCACUCUGAUCUUAUUUCCAGCCGCCCGUGUAUCAAUAUAAACAUCAACCUCAACUCAACAGGAAGAUUGAAGGCUUCCCAGAGUCUUGGCAUCUGCAUCAAUCCAAGUCGAUUGCGCCGUCAUGUCGCCGUCGUCGACAGGCGAGUCGCCGCCUACGAUAUUAAACGGUCAUUCAGCACCAGCAGUCAGCAACAAUAGAGCGUUUCCUCUACCCUCUCGGGACACGUUCAACAUAGAUAUACCGCCUUCACAGCUGAACACUUCCAACCCUUCAAGCGCCUUGAAGUCGCCUGCAACCGUCAAGAGCCAACGCACUCCGAGCUUCAGUCGCGAUAGCAUUCUCGGAUCCGCCCUCAAGGCCGGAAACUCUCAGAGAGCUGACUUUUCUGGGGACGGUAGGCUAGGAGACCCUAAUGGGCUGCAGAAGGUGUCUAGUGAUGAAGGGUCAAACCCUUUGAAAAGGAGAAACACAGACGCUGGUGUUGACUAUCCGAGGCGACGAGCAACCAUUGCCUGUGAAGUAUGUCGAUCGCGCAAAUCUCGCUGCGAUGGCACCAAACCGAAAUGCAAGCUCUGCCUGGAGCUCGGUGCCGAUUGUGUCUACCGUGAGCCUGGAAUAAAGCUUGAUGCAGGUGACAAACUUAUCUUGGAGCGCCUCAACCGCAUCGAAAGCAUGCUGCAGAUGACUCUGCCACCAAACGGCAUCGGCCUUGGAGGUUCACCGAACCUUAGCAAUGGAACUGGACAUCUCAGCGCGGAUGGAAUCCUAACAGGUGGCCCAUUUCUCUCGGUCAUGCCCAAUGCUGCGUUGAGCCAGUGGGCCACUGCUCCCAACAUCUCGACAAUGCCAAAGGUACACACAAAUGCGGCACUGCAUCUCCUACAGUGGCCCUUGAUACGAGAGCUUGUAUCAAGACCCUACGACCCGCAGAUCUUACUUCAGCUCGAGAUGGCAAGGGAGCCGCUGCACUCCCUCACCAAGACACCUUGCGUCGAUUUGUCCAACACUGCGGCCUAUAUCGAGGCGUACUUCGAGCGCGUCAACGUUUGGUACGCCUGCGUGAAUCCUUAUACUUGGAGGAGUCAUUACCGCAUCGCUUUGUCCAACGGUUUUAGAGAAGGCCCCGAAAGCUGUAUUGUACUCCUGGUAUUGGCACUGGGGCAAGCGAGUUUGAAGGGCAGCAUAUCCCGAAUUGUGCCACAUGAAGACCCGCCGGGUCUGCAGUACUUCACCGCUGCAUGGGCUCUGCUGCCCGGUAUGAUGACAUCCAACAGCGUCCUGGCCGCACAGUCUCAUCUACUUGCUGCCGCCUACCUCUUCUACUUGGUUCGACCUCUUGAGGCGUGGAACCUUCUUUGCACGACCAGCACCAAGCUACAGCUUCUCUUGAUGUCGCCAAGCAGAGUGCCUUCGGAUCAACGAGAACUCACCGAGCGCAUCUACUGGAACUCGUUAUUGUUCGAAAGUGAUCUCCUGGCUGAGCUGGACUUACCCCACUCUGGUGUUGUCCAGUUCGAGGAGAAUGUAGGUCUUCCUGGCGGCUUUGAGGGCGAUGAGAACGAGGCGGUUGGCCGCGAUGACCUAUGGUAUUUUCUCGCCGAGAUUGCGUUGCGAAGGUUGCUCAACCGUGUCAGCAACCUUAUCUAUUCGAAAGAUUCCAUGGCUUCUACGACAAGCCUAGAGCCUGUCGUGGCAGAACUUGAUUUCCAGCUCACACAGUGGUAUGAGAGCCUCCCGCUGCCCUUGCAAUUCCCCUUCACGCGUACCAUGCUCCCGGACCCAGUUCAAACCGUGCUACGACUACGUUUCUUCGCCUGCCGGACAAUCAUAUAUCGUCCCUACAUUCUUGCGGUACUCGACAACGAGCAAGCCGUUUUGGAUCCAGCAGUGAGAGACAGCUGUCACAAGUGUUUGGAGGCUUCGAUCAGACAGUUGGAGCACAUAGCAGCACACCAUGCGGGACACAUCCCCUACCUUUGGCAAGGAGCCUUGUCUAUUGUGUCUCAGACGCUCCUUGUCAUGGGCGCCACUAUGUCACCUUCGCUUUCCAGCAUACUGUCCACCGUGGUUCCCCAUAGGGAAACAUUGGAUCAGAUUCUAAGCGAGGUUAUUAUCGAGAUCGAGCGGUACGCCGUACUCGCGCCUAGUCUUAGCUUGGCUGCGGACAUUCUCAAAGAAGCAGAGGUCAGGAGGCGAGCUUUCCUCAUGAGUGGGUAGGCUUAAUUCGCCCCUCUGCAGCACAUUUAGAACUGGCUCCGCCUCGUUACUUGCCACCGGGGGCGGCUUUGCUCCCCAAGACGAGCAUAGCGCCAAUUUUGCCCCGGGAGUCCCCCGUAAUAUGGCCAAGCCGGACAAUGAACAGGUCCCUGGAGGUGCACUCCGGCUCAUGGAUAAGUCAUACCUUAUCAAGCACGGCUGAGCAUCGGAAAAGAAUUUCCUCCCCGAUAGAAUUACGUCAACCCAAACAUACAUUUUUUUCAAGGAACACUGAUUCGCUAGCAAGCGGUCCGUUCAGGAAUAGUGUAUGGGCGUGAGAUCAGACAAUACGCUUCCUGGUACCUAUAUUUCGGCGAUACUGUUCGUCGGCACCAGCUUUGAUACUUUGCUAAAGUACCUGUCGAUCUGCUACUAUUCCGGACCUCGUCUUUGAAUCGCAUCCAUAUUCGGCCGUAUCGAGGGCUCGGGCUAGCCAAAGCGACUUUAAUCUUCAUAUGUGGCGGCCUCUUUACAUUUGGAUCUGGUGUGGCGCUCAUUGGUACGGUUAAAAGGAUUCGCGGUCCGCCUCGCCGCUCCAAACAGUCUUGAGGUGCGACAACUCGGCCAGAGAUGAUAAAAGUUGCCCAAAAUGGCUGGAAUCACAUCAUACCUUUUGUGUCAAUGCCUCCAAAUUUCCCGUUUGAGCCAUUAAAUGAACCUAUCUUUUGUUCUAUCUGGAGGUUAAUCUUAGCUAUCCGCGCGGCUUUUUUUUCCUUGCUGACGGGUGCCAAGCCUGGUGAUCCAGCCACAAUUACUUUCAAAUGCUGUUUCAUUUUUCUCUUUCCUACUUGAGCAGUUGCAAAUAUUGUGGCUUUGUUCGAAUCUUGGAAAGUAUUCAGCAAUGAAACUUGUUUCUUUUUUCUCUUCUUUCGCUACUUUUUACUAUAUGGGCAGUAUUGGUUGUGUAAGCAUCAAAGUCUCAACACAAGCCUGGCGCAUACUUGGGAUUAUAAUGACUUGCGCUGGCUGUAGUCUGCUCGCACGAACAGAGGAACAUUUUCAAGGUGAUUACGCCUUCGGUUAUGUUUUUUUUUUUUUUUUUUUUUCCCCUCUCUUCUUCUUUUUGACAAUAUACCCA
Molecule: messenger RNA, 3674 nt
Organism: Pyricularia grisea
Lineage: Eukaryota; Fungi; Ascomycota; Sordariomycetes; Magnaporthales; Pyriculariaceae
Exons: 3
Coding region: 461-2557 (698 amino acids)
Biological process (GO): regulation of DNA-templated transcription
Molecular function (GO): DNA-binding transcription factor activity, RNA polymerase II-specific; zinc ion binding
Source: RefSeq, a predicted model, not a curated record